Talaromyces rugulosus is the source of this 1269-nucleotide messenger RNA. RefSeq lists its product as uncharacterized. Gene Ontology annotation, molecular function: oxidoreductase activity. NCBI's taxonomy places the organism in Eukaryota, Fungi, Ascomycota, Eurotiomycetes, Eurotiales, Trichocomaceae. The transcript has 4 exons. The record is from RefSeq and is a predicted model, not a curated record. Bases 1 to 1269 code for a protein of 422 amino acids.
AUGUUUUACGCGACCGAUUCGUCCAAGGCCCUGUGGCUGAAUAAUCGCUUGACGAUCGUCGUCGUCUUCAUCGGCUAUAUAGCACUGGUUGCGCUUCUUCGGUAUCGUCGUAUGACAAAGAUUGAGGCCUCAUUCACCCUUGGCAAGAGAAAAUUAUCAAGCAUGACGGUCAAAGAAGCACAUGAAAUUAUAACCCAAUUACAAGAGCUCGAGUUUCCAUAUGCAUUUGCCAAGGCCCGUCAAAUAGCUCUACUAAAGGCCGGAGGUAUCCCGACCAUGUCCAAGCUUUUCGCAGUCACAGGCCAAAACAAUAGGCGCAAUGCAGGGAAGCGCGCCGUUGACACGGAAAUUCUCCUACGAGAGGCUCAAUCUAAGCCUCGAGAUUCCGAUCGGUAUGCGUCAGCGGUGUCGAGAAUGAACUAUCUCCACGCUCGUUACCGUCGUGCUAACAAAAUCACCGAUACUGAUCUCCUGCAUACCUUGGGUGAUGGUCUUGCCGAGAUCCUCAAUGUUGUUGAGAGAGAAGAAUGGCGCAAGUUUACUGAUGUUGAGAAAUGUGCCCUUGGCGUCUUUCACAAGAACUUGGGAGAAGAUAUGGAAAUCCCAUUUAGUCCACUUCCGUCCAAUGCACAAGGCUGGAAAGAUGGCCUGCACUUCGCGAUGGAACUGAGAGACUGGACAAUCCAUUAUGAAGAAGAAGUCGCAAAGCCGACAGCAACGAACGACCAAUAUGUUAGAGUUUAUGUUGAUGGGGCGAUGUCGUCGCUUCCUAGUUUCAUAAGAACACUUGUGCGACAGGUGCUCGGUGCUGAGUUGGACGAUGUCAUGAGGGCAAGUCUUUGUCUCGAGCCUCCCGGCCUUAUGUUAUCUCUUUUACUGGCCCUCAUCCGAGAAUUACGAAAAUUGUCCCUUCGAUACCUUGCACCUCCGCGUCUCUCCUCCCUUGCUGUCAAUCUAGUACAUGACACAGCAAAUCCUGAAACGCAUUUAUACAACUUCGAAAGGAAGGGCCUGCAACCAUGGUACGUCAAACCUACCUUCUGGUCAACAUGGGGAUCUGGGGCGUUGCUGGUCAGAAUAUUGAGAGGGAAGGUACCUGGUUCACGCGGAGACCGAUAUGAACCACAAGGAUACAACAUAAUGACUAUUGGGCCAGCGCCACAGAAGGGGAAAGGACAGGAGGAGAUGAGGUUGCAAAUGGAGGUAAUAAAGGCAAAGGGCGUGGCUACAUGUCCGUUCUCGCAAGCGAAAACUGGUAACUUCAAGUGA